This is a messenger RNA of Selaginella moellendorffii, 976 nucleotides long. RefSeq names its product chlorophyll synthase, chloroplastic-like. NCBI's taxonomy places the organism in Eukaryota, Viridiplantae, Streptophyta, Lycopodiopsida, Selaginellales, Selaginellaceae. The transcript is spliced from 6 exons. Bases 115 to 924 code for a protein of 269 amino acids. The record is from RefSeq and is a predicted model, not a curated record. Gene Ontology annotation, cellular component: membrane. Gene Ontology annotation, molecular function: transferase activity, transferring alkyl or aryl (other than methyl) groups.
AGUUCUGGACAACGAUCUGAGGAUGUUUUCAAAAGCUCCAGCCCGAUUUCUACUAAUCUCAGGUUUUUGGGGCUGGCAUCACUCACAAGGCCGGACGAUGUUGUCCCGUCCUUGAUGCUGAGCUUGGGAGGGAGCUGGAUGACCGCAAACUUAAGCCUGGAGUUUAUCAAUCUUCCAUUGGUGUGGACGACCGCUCUUUGCAGCGCUUGCAUCGCCGGGGCUUCUAUGCUCGCCAACGAUUGCUACGAUCACAGCAAUGGGACCGACGCCCUCAACAAGCGAGAGUCAGCGCUCGAGAGUGGCCAAUUGGAAGUAGCUCACGUUGCAUUGGCUAGUGGAUGUAUCUAUGGCGCCGCUUUGCUGGGAGCUUGUUACUUGGAGACUCUAAAUGCGAGGCUUUUGGUCGCCACCUCGGCUUUGAUAACUUUCAUCUAUACACCUUUGUUCAAGAAGGUGACGAUAGUGAAGAAUUUGGUGGUGGCAGCUGUGGUAGCGAGCUCUAUUCUCGCUGGAGGCUUGGCAAUCACAGGAGAUGCUGCAAGUUUUCCGAUGAGAACUUACGCCUCCACUCUCUACCUCUUCUUCUCGAUUUUGGGGCGUGAGAUUCUCAUGGACGUGAAAGAUGUGGAUGGGGAUCGAGUCACAGGUGUGAGAACUCUCCCGGUUAUGUUUGGAAGGAAGCUUGGGAUAGUUUUAUCCGGAGCAUGCUCGCUGGGAGCAAAUAUUUUCCUGGCAAAGCUUUUGUGGUCCAACUCUUCACACUUUGUGUUGCUCAUUGCGAUGGUGAACUCGUUUCCAAUGCAUUUUAAGCUGCUUAAACUACUCAUGUUUAGCAAUGGCGAUGCUAAUGUGGAAAGCUUGGUCAAGCUGGAUACAAAGUUUACUAUGGCAUUUGGUCUCUUCCUCCUCGCCAUAGCAGUAUAAAGUAAUUCAAUUAACUAAUGUUGUAAGAGAGAUCCACAAACUUUAUCGGUCA